AUGACUGGAAUUGGCUCGUUUAAGCACUCUUCAGAGUUCCAAAGGAUCAAGGCAAGUGUGAAGAAGGUUUCGACUGAAACUGGUGAAUCUAUCUCAAAAUAUUAUUCCAAUUUACCCAACAACAUAUCUAUCAACAAUCCCCAAGAUAGAGGAAAUGCGAAAAGAGGUGUUGUUCUCACACGUCCUCACCAAGCAGGAGAAACAAUUCAUGAGUUCUUGCCUUACCUCGAAGUUGCAGAAACAAACGAAAGUAUUGACAGCACAGAUUCUAAGGAUACACUGUGUGCUCAUUGUAUGAAGAGUUUGAGUGUUGCUGGCGCUGGAAUCGAAUGCGGUGAUUGCAGCGGUUUUGUUAAGUACUGCUGUGAAGAAUGUAUGGAUGCUGAUUUAUUGGUUCAUAAAGUUGAGUGCCUGUAUCUUUCUGCAUUCGAUGAGCGCGAGAGGGCCCAGAUCUCCUGUGUCGAGCGACUGAUUCUGCGGCUCAUCAUCUGCCUAGGUCAAGAUAACAAUCUUGUGUCUCAAUGCCGUGACCUGACUUCUCAUCAUGAAUACUACUUCAAAUUCAAACAAGAGAACAACUUGGUUCAUGUUUCGCCAAGUCAGGAGGCCUUAUUUGAUGCUACCGAGUCAUAUUCUUUGGGGUUCCUAAGGUUUUUUGAGGCAGACCUGAAGGGGCUGAUCAAGCUGUGUUUCAUCAUCUAUGUUAACUCUACGGUGUUACAAAACUUCUACGAAGAGCCUGUUGGAAUUAUGUUUGAUCCGUUUUUUUCUUUGAUCAAUCAUUCCUGUGAACCAAAUUGUAUUUUGGUUUGGAAAGGCCGAACAGCUUCUUUGAGGGCUCUUCGACCAAUUGCUACAAACGAAGAACUAUUUGUCAGCUACUGUCCUGUGUUCACUCCGAAAAUCGCAAGACAGCAGCAACUUCGUAAUAGCUUCUACUUCGAUUGUACAUGCCAAAUGUGCUCGACGGAGUUUGACAGAUGGUUUCCAAGUAAAAGUGGGCUUGGCGGAAUGAACUGGGAUAAAACCGGUUUGGAUGGAGUUAUGAUUGGUGGAUCGGAAGACGAACAACAAUCUUACAUCGAAUUGAUGCAGGAGUUGAAAUCAGUAUGCAGCUCGGAAGAUAUGGAUGAUGUCUCUGUGCUGCAAUCUAUCUCCACAGGUAUCCCACAACUGAACCCUGAAGAAAGAUUAAUGCUUUCAAACCUUGCAUACAAGCAUGUUUCUGUUGUCCCAAGACAAAGCUGGCCAAUGUACAAAUUGUUCCUAUUGUUGAAAAACAACACUAUUGAAGACCCUAUUGCCAACUUACGUUUUACGGUCUUAACCACUGAUAUUGAAAACUCGUUGGAGCAUCAGCUAGAUUUCAAAGUUUCUUUGGGGAUGUCCUUUUACGAAAUAUGUAUCGGCAUCUUGAAAUUGAUCAGGAUGCAGAGACAGGGAGAGAUCGACUGGAAUCUAGACAUGUUAUUCUGGUCGGCUCUAAUACUGGCCUUACAGGCAAAUAAGCACAUUGUUUUAAAAUACAAUUCGAAUUUUCAGCCACUGACUCAAGAUUUGAAAAGCGUUGUGGAAGAUUUGAGAAGUCUCCGAAAAGUUGAUACUGUGAACGAGGCUGAUGCGCAUGUCUACUUAGAACAGCUGUCCCAGGAGCUCGGUGGUGGUGUCAACCUUGCAAAAUACUGUCAACCGUUGGAAAAAGAAGACGUUGCCCAAUUCAAUCUAAUUUUGGAAUCAGGAUCAGUGCCAGAUGAUCAGAUGUAUUCUAAUUUUGGGUGGUUGCUGCAGAUCUGA
Molecule: messenger RNA, 1794 nt
Organism: Ogataea philodendri
Lineage: Eukaryota; Fungi; Ascomycota; Pichiomycetes; Pichiales; Pichiaceae
Exons: 1
Coding region: 1-1794 (597 amino acids)
Cellular component (GO): nucleus
Molecular function (GO): protein binding
Source: RefSeq, a predicted model, not a curated record